Molecule: messenger RNA, 1367 nt
Organism: Cyprinus carpio (common carp)
Lineage: Eukaryota; Metazoa; Chordata; Actinopteri; Cypriniformes; Cyprinidae
Source: RefSeq, a predicted model, not a curated record
UGUAUCAUCUGACUGACCGAAGAGACAUCGGCUGCUCUCAUUGGUGCAGGAGGAGGAGGAGUGGGCGGAGUCUACAGGAAUCAGCCAAUGACAGCGUGAUCAGAUCCCGCUCUGCCUACACGUGUUGCUACACAUUCUCACUCCGAACUCGUCACAUAUGGACGCUUGGUCAGGAUCCCUUUAUCUAUUGAUUGAUUGAUUAUUUGUUCUUAUUUGUUUAUUAAUAAAUCAAUCAGUGGCGCUGACGUCAUUGUAUGGCUCGAUCCCAAGGUCCAAUGCGAUUUUCCACUCGGUUCUUCAAAUUUGCCAGCUUCCAACAUUCUCCAUUAUUUUAAUCCCCCUCCACUCUCUCUCACACACACACACACACACACACACACACACACACACACACACACACACACACACAAACCAAAGGCACUUUUAAGAGCCACGUCUGUCUUGUUAACCUGUACUUGUCUCCCUGUAUCUGUCCAUCUUUCUGUUUCUCUCAAUAGGUCCUACAACAACUCUUUAUUUUAACACACUUUCUGUCUGUUUUUUUGCUUUUGUGUAUAUUUCUGCUGUAUUUUUCCUGUGAAGUUAUGACACGGCCCAAAUUCAGGCCCUGUCCGUCUUGCCAGACUCCCAAUCAGGCAAGCAGGAAAAGCUGUUAUGUCUGCUUUGGAAGUCUGUCCACUAAACAAAAAAUAAAACACAAAGUGGUGUCUCUGGAUAGCCAGUGGGGGCAAUCUGUGGUGAACAGCAGAAAUACUGGCCGUAUAAUUGAUUCUGCCCGUAUUGCAGUGCGGAAACUUGACGCAGUGGGUUACAAGCCUAUUUUAUUUAUUGGCAAACAAGAUAAAAAGGCUUCCAAUAAGUGGGUUGCAGACAUAAUUACCUAUUUGCAGCCCACUCUUGUCACAAGAAAUUUUUUGGAGAAGAUGCAAAGGGCUUAUGAAUUUAUCUUGACUAAUGCAACUUCCACAGCACAGCAGCUGGACAAUGACAUCCCCGUAGCGGAGCAGCACAACAGCCCUAGUCUGGAGCAGUGCAACGGUUCCAUUUUGGAGCUGGAGAGCCUCACCGUGGAGCGGCCGGAGUGCCUCACCGUGAAACAGGAGAGCCUCACCGUAGAACGGCCGGAGUGCCUCACCGUGAAACAGGAGAGCCUCACCGUAGAACGGCCGGAGUGCCUCACCGUGAAACAGGAAAGCCUCACCGUAGAGCGGCCGGAGUGCCUCGCAGUGAAACAGGAGAGCCUCACCGUAGAGCGGCCGGAGUGCCUCGCAGUGAAACAGGAGAGCCUCACCGUAGAGCGGGCCGGAGUGCCUCGCAGUGAAACAGGAGAGCCUCACCGUAGAGCGGCCGGGAGAGCCUCACCGUGA